Molecule: messenger RNA, 1365 nt
Organism: Leishmania mexicana MHOM/GT/2001/U1103
Lineage: Eukaryota; Euglenozoa; Kinetoplastea; Trypanosomatida; Trypanosomatidae
Exons: 1
Coding region: 1-1365 (454 amino acids)
Source: RefSeq, a predicted model, not a curated record
AUGCAGUCGUACCAACGUCAUCUGACCCUCAGCUCAAACCCUGUCGUCGUGUUCAUCGUUGAACAUCAAGCCACCGCGGUGGCAAACGUUUGGGCUCCACUGCUGAAGAGCGUCUCGAAGGGAUUCGAUUCAUUUGGAAUUGAGGUAGCGCACGCCUCCACGUCGUCGGAAAUCGGGCAACAGCUGCUGGAAGUCAUGAACGCCGGCAGUGGCCCCAUCAUCCUAUUCUUUCAAGGCGUCGGCGACACGCCGGCUGAGGGUGGCAAGGCAUUGAAAAUGCCCAUAGCUUAUGAGGGCAACAUCGAUAUAGUGCACAUCAUAUCGUGGGGUCUGUCAUGCAUCUCCUCGUCGGUCACGCAUCGGGUGCACAACGACGUCGAUCUCGCCCGCUUCUUUGCUCAGUACCCGAAGUACCCCGCGCUCCCGCAUGUGCUGUACUUUCCCUCCACGAGCUACACCCCAGGCGGCUACCUCGCCUUGAGUCAACACUUUGCCCUCGAUGCUGUGUUCGGUGUCGUGCCGAAUGCGUUCACGGCACCUAACGCGACUCUCGUUGCACAGCGGUAUAACAUCAGUAGCAAAGACGAACUACCUGUCCUACUAGUGCUUCACAGGUCCGGAGCGGACGAUGGCGGCGGCGCCGGUGAGUCCGACCGCGUAGUUCGAAUGCCGACAACGCUCACCUCGCUCUCUUAUCGGGAGGCGCUGGCGUUUCUGUCGACGCACAUCACGGACACUGUCGCGGCACUCGUGGCGAAGGCACAGUCUACGCGAAAUCAGCACUUCUUCGAAGUAGCAGAAAGCCGCCGCGUGUACAUGAUGGAACAGCUGAUUGAGCGGCAGCUUGAUAUUGUGAAGGAGGAGCGGCUGCAGAUGGCACGUGAGCCGGUUCUUGUGAAGGAGCAAGCUGUCUGGGCGAAGGAGUGCAUGCAACUGCCCAAGAAGCACCGCUGCCUUGCUGCCUUUGUCGACUCCACGCACGAUCCGGCGGCAAAGGACAACGCUAUAAAGGUACUUUCGCUUGUCUCCGUCAAGCUACUGGAAAUAAUGGGGCGUGAGGCGCAAAAGGUGUCGCUCGUCGUUGUCGACCGGGAAGGUAGCGAUGCCGUUCGCGAGUACUUCGACGUGGGCCACAACGGCUUCCCUGAUGUACUUUUCCUUUCCUUGGACCGUCCCGCCAAGUACUACAACUUUGUCGGCACCUUCUCCGCCGAGGGCGUGACGCAGUUUGUGGCGUCUCAUGACGCGCACCUCACACAAAACGACGUGCGAGGCGGACACACCUUCAUCCCGCGUAUGGUGCCGAGGCUGGAGGAGGCGGUAGCGGUGCCUAGCAGCGGCCAUGAGGAUGAAGACGACUUGUAA